Molecule: messenger RNA, 162 nt
Organism: Colletotrichum lupini
Lineage: Eukaryota; Fungi; Ascomycota; Sordariomycetes; Glomerellales; Glomerellaceae
Exons: 1
Source: RefSeq, a predicted model, not a curated record
CCGGCCCUAGCGAUUAAGUAUAAGGCACUAUAUAAGUUACGACGCGACGAGGUCGUUACUAGUUUAGAAUUAGAGAUUAGACCUAAAUAUAACGUAAUAAAUAAGGACGGUAAGGGGUUUAAGUUUACGUUAAGAUCGCUCGUUAUUACUAUCGUAACCUAG